GGACGAAAAGGCGGCGGCGGCGGCGGCGGCAGCAGCAGGAGCCGCGCUGCCUUGUGAGGCGAGAGGGUCGCGGGGGUUGGGUGGAGCCGCGGGGCGCUAUGGAGGACAUUAACUCCAACGUGAACGCCGACGCCGAAGUGCGGAAGCUGCAGGAGCUGGUGAAGAAGCUGGAGAAGCAGAACGAGCAGCUCCGCAUUCGCAGCGCCGCCGGGGCUCCAGGAGGCAGCCCCAAACGGCUGCUGGGCAACAACCACGGCGGCGGCGGAGGGUCGGGAGCCUGCACGCCGCCUCUGGCCGCGGCGGCUGCCGGCGCCCCGCAGUCGCCUUCGCCGCCGUCGCCCGCCGCCGCCAGGAGCAGCCCUCUGCUGCUGGGGCUCGAGAGCCGCUGCCUCGGCCCCAACAAGGCCGGGCCCAGGCGGCCUCCGCCGAGCGAGGAAAGAGCAGGAGGAAGCGGCUCGGAAGUGUCGGGGGGAGCCGGGGAGAGUGCCAGCCUCCUGGACGAAGUGGAGCCGCUGAAGCCCGACGAGCUGGAGCGGCUGGCCGGCUGCGGGGAAGACGAGACCGGCUGGUUGUAUGCUUCGCCAAAGAAGAAAGUGACUCCAUUGCAUAAAUGUAUUAGCCCACUGGUUUGGUGCAGACAGAUAUUGGAUUAUCCAACUCCAGAUAUUGAAUGUGCUAAAAAAUCAUUGAUCCAUAGGCUUGAACAGACAAUGUCAGCUCUCAAGAGACACAGCCUUUAUAGUAAUCCGUUCAGCACUGUCAAUUAUGCAAACUCUUAUAGUCCAAAUGCUGGCAGUCCCUACAGCAGUAGCCUCAACUCUCCUUCCUCCACACCAGUGAAACCUCCUUUAGUAAAACAGCUCAUACUUCCUGGCAACUCAGGUCAUUACAAAAAUUCAGCAGAUAGAAAUCCUCCAUUGAGCCCACAGUCCUCUAUAGAUAGUGAAUUAAGUGCUUCAGAAAUGGAUGAAGAUUCAAUUGGUUCAAAUUACAAACUAAAUGACUUAACAGAUGUGCAAAUUUUAGCACGGAUGCAAGAGGAAAGUCUCCGGCAAGAAUAUGCAGCUACUGCUUCUCGGCGUAGUUCCGGCUCUUCGUGCAGUUCUAUGAGGCGAGGUACAUUUAGCGACCAGGAACUUGAUGCGCAGAGCUUAGAAGAUGAAGAAGACAGCUGCCAUCAUGCGGUGCACCCAGCUGUCAAUCGGUUCUCUCCAUCACCACGCAAUUCACCGCGGCCUUCACCAAAGCAGUCCCCACGGAAUUCUCCUCGAUCUCGAUCACCUGCCAGAGGAAUGGAGUACAGCAGAGUGUCGCCUCAGCCUAUGAUUACUCGUUUGCAGCAGCCUCGUCUUUCACUUCAAGGCCAUCCCACAGAUUUACAGACUAGCAAUGUCAAAAACGAAGAGAAACUAAGGCGUAGUCUUCCAAACCUGUCCAGGACAUCUAACAUCCAAGUUGAGUCUGUGAAAAACAGUAGAAGUGACUCAAACUUUCAAGUGCCAAAUGGAGGAAUAUCUCGUAUUCAACCUCAACCCUCAUCCACUCUGCAAAGGCAGAAAAAAAUGCCCCGUGUUGCCUUCAAAACCAAACAGCUACUUCCUACUCCAGCUACCAAAGGAGUUCCUUCUCCCAGUAAAUUCCGGUCCCCAGCAGCACCGUCUCCUCUGGCUCUGAGACAGCCAGUAAAAGCGUUCAGUAACCAUGGACCUAGCUCUGCUGUUCCAGAAGCUGUCCAGCUUUCACAUAGCAGCUCUUCACCAGGGCCUUUAGCAGCUCCCAAUUCAGUCUCUCCAAGCCCAGCCAGCAGCAUCAACAGUGCUACGCUUACAAGACCUGCAGGGACAACAGGGAUGAGGAGUGGUUUGCCAAGACCUAGUGCCCCCUCCGCUGGGGGCAUACCAGUGCCUCGUAGCAAACUUGCACAGCCUGUUCGCAGAACAUUGCCAGCUCCCAAAACCUAUAGCAAUGUGAAAGAUGAGAGUUGGAAGGAUGGCUGCUACUGAACUGCAAAGCGACAUUGCUCAGUAGGUACUCCUUCCCCAGGCUAAAUGACAGAUCAAUAUGCAGACUGAUCAGAUAAGACUUUGGGGGUUUGUAAAUCCCCAGACCUCUGUCCUUAAUUAGCACAAGCUGGCAGAGAUUAUAAAACAGCACUUUAAUGACAUUAACAUCAGUUACUUGGUGAUCACUCAAAUCACUUUUACAUGAAUCACUUUUCACCUCCGGAGCUUUCUCUCCUCUGCUACCUAAAAAUUGUUAUAAAUGCUCUCAUGGAUACAGUGGUCAACAUCUGGGCAAACACCUAACACAAUGCCAAAGAAACAUCUAUCCUGAAAAACAGCAUGUAAAAUCGUAAAAAUAAAAUUAAAAAUAAAAUCUAAAACAUCCAUAUGUGACUUGAUUUGAUUUAAGGAAAAUAAUUUUCUGGAGCUGUAGUAAUAUAAACAUUAACAUAUUAAUCAAAGUGGGGGGGGGACGCCUUGCCAAGUGCUACUGUGGUAGUGAAAUCCUUUUAAACAAUUGUGGAAGAUUUGGGUGGAGAAAUUGCUGAGUCACAGUAGAACCAUUUUAUCUGGAGUCUCAUUUGGGAGUGGUAGGGAAGCCAUGUCAUUGUUUUAUCUUUUUGAACAGUCGGGAUGCAGCAGACCUCAUAUAUCUGGGUUGGAUAGGUUGCAUCUUUUUAUGUUGACUUGACCCAAACUGGUUUUGUGUUGUUUCAUUUGGAUUGCCAAAAGGGCUUAGUAUCAACUGUACAAUCUUUCUAAACUUAGCAGUUCCUGGCUCAGGAAGAUGGCCUUUGCUAUCGCAAACGACAUUUUGAAAAACACAGCUCACACUAUUUUGAGAAGUCCUUUUUAAGAUGAAAUUUCCUUGAAAAGGGAGAAAUUGUCCAUUAAAAUCACACCUCAGUGCUUACAGCCUGGAACUCAACUGAACAUGCGUAGAGUUAACAUAAAGAAAAGAUGACUAUGCACUUAUACCCUAGAGAGACUAAGGAAAUGAGUUGUACUGUUGAUACCAAAUGAUAUAUUCGUGUGGGUAAUGUUUCAUGGUAUGAGGGAGUUUUCUUUACCUUUUUUAAAAGAAAAAAUUGAUCAGCUUCCUAAACUAAUUUGUGUUUAAUUGUAAAUACUUCUUCUGAAGUUAUUGCCCAUGUUAGUAUUCUAACUAUGUACUUUGCCUUACACCUGUAUUUUACAUUGUUGGUAAGAGUUUAAAAAACAAAAACGAAAAAAAACAACCCAGCCAUAUAUGUUUACAAUAUAUUUAGUUCCUCUAGUGGCUGUCAGACUAACCAAUACUUAUCACUAUUUUUACUUGUUUGCAGGGUCCCCUGCUCAGUUUAAAAAAAAAAAACCCUGCUGCUAUUGACACCCUAUUUCCCUCCCUUCACACACAUACAUACCUUUUUAAAAAAACGUAAGUUUUUGUUUUUUGCUGCAUUGAACGACUGAAGAUGUGAAAACAGCAAGUUGGGAGCAGGUCCUUUGUAAAUGUCUCUAUGAAUGGGGCAGUCUCAUGACAUCCACAAUGAUUCUGCAGCACUCAUGAAGUACUUGGUAAAACCAGGCAGCCAGGAUACUUUUUAUGUAAUGACUGAAGAAUCCAACAGGCUCUGUUGGAAUGUGUGGUAGGUUGCCUUUUAACCUCAUUCAUUCCUGCCUCAUAAUAUGUGUGUUUUGAAUUUUGCAGCAAAUGGUAAUUAAUCCUAGAAUUUCACAGUCCUCUGAUUUUUUGUUUUCUUAGCUUAGUGGAUUAAAAGCCAUGCAACUUUUACUUGAAUUGGAUAAGUGAACAAGACAGAAUAGGACCAGAUCUCUGAUACAGCAGUUUCGUAAUCCAUGGGCAGUCUUUAUUGGUUAAACAAGAGGCCCUUCAUUUUGCCAUGUUCAAGUCAUGGGAUUCCUACUGCAUGAAUUUUUAGGAUGCUGAUUUCUAAAGACACAUUAUGGGAAGAAAGGUUUUGUACAGGUUUAAACAGGUCUUAUAAGUAGAUUUCUUCACAAUUCUUUCCAAUGCUACUUUUUUUAUACGGUGGAAUGAUACGCACUGCGAAUCAUAAGCACAGUCUGGGAAAUGGAAUUCAUUUUAAUUAAAAAAAAUACUUCCCCUGAUCUUUACAUCCAGUUAAAAGUCUGCCUGGACGAAAUCUUCUGAUCCGGUGUGUCUUCCGAAAUCAAAGUAGCCAAUAACCUGUGGGAAACCUGAGGCAAGAUUAACAGUGUUGUACUGUUAAUCCAACACAUGUGAUGUUGAGCAAAAAAAAAAAAAAA
Lacerta agilis (Sand lizard) is the source of this 4274-nucleotide messenger RNA. It is a transcript of the gene SLAIN2, whose product is annotated as SLAIN motif family member 2. Gene Ontology annotation, biological process: cytoplasmic microtubule organization; microtubule nucleation; positive regulation of microtubule polymerization. The record is from RefSeq and is a predicted model, not a curated record. The transcript has 9 exons. NCBI's taxonomy places the organism in Eukaryota, Metazoa, Chordata, Lepidosauria, Squamata, Lacertidae. Gene Ontology annotation, cellular component: microtubule plus-end. The coding region runs from base 99 to 2003 and encodes 634 amino acids.